AUGUUAAGAAACAAUCUCUCUUCUUCUUCCCAGCCUUUUGCUGCAGAAAAUGGGAACAUUAGUAAAAGAAAACGAAGGCCAGCAGGAACUCCAGAUCCAGAUGCAGAAGUAGUAUCUUUAUCUCCAAAGACCUUAUUGGAAUCGGAUCGAUACGUUUGCGAGAUCUGCAAUCAAGGGUUUCAGAGAGACCAGAACUUGCAGAUGCAUAGAAGAAGGCACAAGGUGCCAUGGAAGCUGCAAAAGCGUGAAACUCCGAUUGUGAGAAAGCGCGUUUUCGUGUGCCCAGAACUUACUUGCCUUCACCAUGAUCCUUGCCACGCACUGGGUGAUCUUGUGGGAAUUAAGAAGCAUUUUAGAAGAAAACACAGCAAUUACAAGCAUUGGGUUUGUCAGAAAUGCUCAAAAGGAUAUGCUGUUCAAUCAGAUUACAAGGCUCAUCUCAAAACCUGUGGAACAAGAGGCCAUUCUUGUGACUGUGGCCGUGUUUUCUCAAGGGUGGAGAGUUUUAUUGAACAUCAAGACGCGUGCAGUAUGGGGCGGCUCCGAUCAGAAUCACACGAGUUACAGCCUGCGGCUUGCCUGUCUCGAACAGCUUCAGGCCCCAGCCCAUCCAGUGACACCAAUCUCAGUAAUAUUGCACCAUGGCCUAUUUUCAUGACCAAUGUUUGCGAAACUAAGAAUUCAAAACCCACUUUUUUAGAGCUUCAGCAACUAACAAAACCCGGUGUUAAUGGCGAGGAUCAAUCGACGCAAUUGCAGCUGUCCAUUGGCUCAUCAGAAAUCAGUGAAAGAAAGGAAAUGGAUAACGUGAAUAUAAGCAGAUUUUCUCUAAGGGAGAGUGACACUAGUGAGAAACUGUCGAGAGUUAAAGAAGCAUUAAGAAUAGCUACGGUGGAAAAAGCACACGCCGAAGAGGCAAGAAUACAAGCUAAGCGGCAAAGUGAACUUGCUGAGCACGAAUUCGCCAAUGCCAAGAUAAUUAGGCAACAAGCGAAGGCGGAAUUGGAGAAAGCUCAAGCCUGGAAGGAACAUGCUAUCAUGAAAAUCAAUUCGACCAUUUUACAACUCACUUGCCAUUCCUGCAAAGAAAAGUUCCAAAGGGGAAUAACAGAAGCAUCGACUCCCUUCGAGAAUCCGUUCGGGUUGAGCUACAUGACAUCUGCUCAUAGAGAAACUACUGAUCAUGUAACAUUUGCUCAACUUUGA
Molecule: messenger RNA, 1206 nt
Organism: Fraxinus pennsylvanica
Lineage: Eukaryota; Viridiplantae; Streptophyta; Magnoliopsida; Lamiales; Oleaceae
Source: the annotation of a GenBank genome assembly